Molecule: messenger RNA, 1859 nt
Organism: Verruconis gallopava
Lineage: Eukaryota; Fungi; Ascomycota; Dothideomycetes; Venturiales; Sympoventuriaceae
Exons: 1
Coding region: 118-1617 (499 amino acids)
Biological process (GO): mitochondrial calcium ion homeostasis; calcium import into the mitochondrion
Cellular component (GO): uniplex complex; mitochondrial inner membrane
Molecular function (GO): calcium channel activity; uniporter activity
Source: RefSeq, a predicted model, not a curated record
GCCAUGGAGAGUGCCUGGUGUAAACCCAAUCAUCACAGGACGUGUACGCCAUGAAUUGACGUGUCUGCUUUCGGUUGCACAUCUGCAUUUCGACGCUGUGGAAAACUCGUCGAUUGAAUGAUGGCUGCAAUCUCGGCUUGCUCGCAGCCCAGAGCAACAACGUCAUUGCUGCGAAGAACCACAAAGUCGUUGGACUACCCGCGAGUAUCGCAACGCUCUUGGCUCAGGACGUUUCAUAAGAGUUCUCGACUUCGCAUCCAAGAGAAGCAAGCUUCAACGUCAUCAUGGCCUGCUUCUGAACUUCACCAAGAACCCCUUCACGAAGAACUCUCACACUUCGAUCGUGCCGUUGCCGAGGACAAAGCCAGACAAAUUCGGACCCCAUGGAUGCGCGAAGGCUCCGACAAGCCGCCAGUUGCUCGUCAGCGGAGUGCAGGGGCGAUGACGAAGGGAAAACUUUUGACCACACCGUCUCGCAUGCUGAAGCUCAUCUUACCUUUGACGACGCGGGACACAAACACGGAUCGCAAAGAUGUUGAGCCAUUAGCGUUGCUUGUGCAUCCUCAGCAACCAUUAUCAUAUCUGGAGCGACUUGUGCAAUCGGAAUUGCCGAUGAUAAAAGAUGAAAAUGGCAAGGAGAAAAUACCUUCAGUGCACUUCCGAGCAGAAGAUUCAAUGCAAGAAAACGAGAAAGGUCACAAAGGUCGAAAUGGGGACGAAGACGAAGUGAAAGAUGAAGCCGAUCUCGAUGAGCAUGCAGACGAAGUUGAAAUAGAUGGGAAGAAAAUCAGGACGGGAAAACUUAACGGAGCAAAGAACGAAACCGUAAGCGCAACUGAGCUUCGAGGUGGGCCGGGCGAGGGGGGAGUCGAGUCUUACAGCGGACUUGGCCAUGAAGCAAAGCCUUCAAAGGAGCCGGAGGCGCGAAGAUUUGUGCGUUGGUCCAAGUCGACUGAGAUCGGAGACUUCAUACGCGAUGCGGCACGAGGGAAGGAAUUUGCAAUCGAGAUUGAGGGCGCGCCGAACGAAAUUCGCGUGGGAGUUCCGAGCUUCGCGGAUCGCACGUAUUACCUGCGGCUUCGCUUGCGCAAGAAGGCCAGUGAAAUCGCUAAGAUGGCGGAGCUGAAGAGAGAAUGCGAUGAGAUCGCGCACAGAGCGGCAAAGAGAGUGGCCAUGGCCGGUGGGCUUGGACUGGUCGCCUGGUGGGGGGUAGUAUACGAGCUGACUUUUCGAACCGAGCUCGGCUGGGACGUAAUGGAGCCUGUCACGUACCUCGUUGGACUCUCGACUCUCAUCGGAGGUUACGGCUGGUUUCUCAUUCAUAACCGCCAGGUCUCGUACCGUUCCGCCAUGAACUUCACUAUUUCUCGUCGGCAGUCGCAGCUGUACGAGAAAAAGGGUUUCGAUCUCAGGAAGUGGGAAGAUCUGAUAGAAGAAGGCAACAUGCUGCGGAGGGAGAUAAAAGCAGUGGCUCAGGAAUACGAUGUUGACUGGGACGAGAAGGAAGACGAAAAGAGUGAGCGGGUCAUGCAGGCUUUGAAAGAAGAGAGAAGAAAAAAGUCUGCCAAGAAGAAGGAGAAAGAGCAAGAUGAUGGUGAUGGAGACAAUGACGAAUAGACUUACAUGGCAAUUCUUUUUGCUUAGACUCCAUCUUAGCGCGGCGUUGGAGCAUACGCUAAAGGCUGCGUUAUGGUAUACACAGACUUGAUCACGUCUCCGACGACUAUUCUGCACCUCCAAGUUCAAUUGUGAACCAUUGCAACAUGUAUAAUUAAAGAUAUGAGAUGACAAUAAGGAGAAGGAAAGCAGGGUCAGUGGGCUAGAGAAGACUCGAUUUCAAGAUCAACUGCCUUGUUCUG